AUGUGGCUCCCAAACCAACCAGGCUCCGGUUUACAAGUCAAGAGGGGUACAUACUUGUCUUCUGUUCAAGCCGUGACAUUCACCAAACGUACCCCAGAGAUACGCUUGAUUUUUAUAUUAUAUAAUAUUAUAUUAAAUUUAUAUAGGCCAACGGUAGGAAAAUCCUACGGAAUUCCAAUGGAUCCAGAUACCCCUCCGCCUACAGGGCAUCCCGGUGCAUUCAGCUAUCUUCUGAGCUUUCUGCUCGUUGGCCUGGCAUGGGGAUUUACCACGCCCUUUAUCCGCCGUGCCGCCGUUGACUUCAACGCCCGCAACGAAGCGAAGCAAGGCAACAGCAGUCAACCCACUACGAGACACAGAAAGCCGUCACUCCUCUCAGCAUCGUGGAUUAGAGAGAAAGUUGUCACAGUGUUCUGGACAGUGGUGAACCUUUUGCGCACGCCGGCGUAUUCGGUGCCGCUGUUGAUUAACCUGACUGGGAGCGUGUGGUUUUUCCUGCUUGUUGGGAAACACGAGCUCAGUCUUACAGUCCCGAUAACGAACUCGACUGCGUUUUUGUUUACUGUUCUGGGAGAGUGGUAUGUUGAGGGAAAGGUGAUAUCUAAGGAAACUUGGCUGGGAAUGGCUCUUGUCCUUGGUGGGAUCGCUUUAUGUGUGCAGUCCAAGCUCUGA
Messenger RNA from Microsporum canis CBS 113480, 672 nucleotides. RefSeq lists its product as uncharacterized. The record is from RefSeq and is a predicted model, not a curated record. Lineage: Eukaryota; Fungi; Ascomycota; Eurotiomycetes; Onygenales; Arthrodermataceae. Bases 1 to 672 code for a protein of 223 amino acids. The transcript is spliced from 7 exons.